Messenger RNA from Aedes aegypti (yellow fever mosquito), 2357 nucleotides. Its product is annotated as helicostatins. NCBI's taxonomy places the organism in Eukaryota, Metazoa, Arthropoda, Insecta, Diptera, Culicidae. The record is from RefSeq and is a predicted model, not a curated record. Gene Ontology annotation, molecular function: neuropeptide hormone activity. Bases 577 to 1170 code for a protein of 197 amino acids. The transcript is spliced from 4 exons.
CGAUACGGAUCGACCGUAAAUGCUCUCGAACCACCGGCAGAAGCGGGCUCCCCGAAGAAGAAGAUUACGACGAUCCCUUUGGCUCUCGGACCGGACGACGGUUGACGGAGGCGACACCAUUUCGCGGCGGCGGUUAGGAUAAAUCAAGGAUCAGGCAUAGAGUGGUUAUAUCGAGAGGGUUCGAGUCGAACGCGGCAAUCAAGUGGCUUGACCAAUCCAGUGGAAAUCUAAGAAAAGAUUUCCACCCUCCCGUAGUGCAAACAUUAGAAAAGCGGUUUCCGACUUUUUUUUCGUUUCGUUUGGAUUCGCGUGGGAAUGUGGCUGUAAUGUGAUUGUGAAAACGCAUCGGAAUUCAAGUUGAGACACGGUGACGGUGAGAUAAGUGAUAGUGGGAAAUUGUGAAAAACUGUGGCCGGAAAUUAAAAUAUUUCUCCUCCCGGGCCCGGAGGUUUUGUUCUGUUGAAACAAGUGUCGAACGAAGCGUAGAAGUGCAGAAGGAGUUUCAACGCGCGCGCCAACUGUAGCCGUAGCAAAAGAUCCCACCCACUCCAGUUCCUAAGACCAAAGUUCCCCACCAUGCGUCCAAGCACAACUCCAAUGGUCCUCCUGAGUUACCUGGCCUUCGUCCUCUGCCUGGCCUGCGUGGCGUACGGAUCGUCUGCCCUCGGUUCCAGCUCGGGGUCAUCGGACCAAUCGCUGUUUGGCGGUGGUGCCGGAGGAGGGGGCGGCAGUGCCAGUGCAGAGUCCGAUAUCGGAGACGACCGGGGUCAACGGGAAAUCUCGCAGGCCACCUUCCAGCACAUGUUGGCCGUUCGGUCGCCCAAGUACAACUUUGGACUCGGCAAGCGAAGAUACAUCAUCGAAGAUGUUCCCGGAGCGAAGCGAUUGCCCCAUUAUAACUUUGGACUGGGCAAGCGUGCCAGGAACAAUCUGUUGGAGUACGAUGACGAUAGUGCACCCAGUUGGAGCGAAGACUAUUCUUCAUUGAUCCCGAGAGAUGGCCUGGACUACGAUGGCGACAAGGACAAAUCGGCGGAGAAACGUGCGUCUGCUUACCGAUACCAUUUCGGUCUGGGCAAAAGGCGAGUAUACGACUUCGGGCUUGGCAAGCGUGUAUACGAAGACAAACGGCUUCCCAACCGAUACAACUUCGGCCUCGGCAAACGUUAAUGCAAGCAAAUGAUGCAACAUCCAGCAGCGCCCUACCAAAAGUCGUACCGGAAUUCACUGGACCUGAUGAAUUUGGACCUUAGCCAGUUUUACGCUCAGCAAUUGAACUCGAGUAAAGGACAAGACGAAGAAUGAGUGCAUACCUUUAACCACAUCGACACAACGCAAGAUUUCAUUCCACAGUAUGAUUAUGCCCCCCAAAACAUCUAUCUAGUCCACUUGGAACUGAUUGUUUCGUUUGAUUUGAGUUUCCUAUUGAACGUCAUCUGCAAUCUGCGAACGAACAUGUGUGAACUAUACGACAACAAUAUUGUAAUCCAUCGUAUACCAGUGCUACUUAACCAGCAACAAUUGUUAAAAUACCAACUACCGAAAAGGAGACGUGUGCUAAUGUGCCAAAAAUCACAAAUAAAUAUGAAAAGCUAAACUCAAUGUGUGUAUAAUAUUGUUAUAAGGAAAAAUAAAUAAUAUGAUUUACAAAAACCCAGUGAAGAAAUCUGAUAGUCGAUUUUCUGUGAACUUUGCUGACAGAGACAUGGAGAGCAUAAACCAGUCGGAGGAGAGUCACAUCAAGCAUAACCCAUUGUACAUCAACGCUUUGAUCUAUUCGUUAUAGUAGAGAGCCCUACUGUAAAUAUGGUAUUACCAGAAGAAAAAAAAGUCACCGAAACCUAAAUCCACGUUACCUAAUUUGUUGCAUGAUAGCAGGAUCCUCUUGAAGAAUAAAAUCCCAGCCGCGUGACACGAAAUUCGUUCAACACUUUCAUCUUUCCACUCGGCCCGUAAUGUGUGCGUGUAUAAAAAGGAGGAAGAAGUUGUCAGAGGAAAACUUAAAUCGCAAUCAAAAUAACCUAUGGAAUCGAAUUCAAACUGGGCAGCUGGACAUUCUAAUGGUUAGCCCACUAGAUACAACUGUUCAUGCAAAUAAAGGAAUGAAAAAUGUUUUACAAAACCGUAUUUUAAAUAAGCAAACACUAUGUUAUGACCACCUAAGAGAUUAUUACCAAUAAAACAAAAUCGCAUUUUGAAUAAAUGUAUACACAAGCAAAACAAACAACAAACUAUGCAUCAAUUAUUAUUGAGAGCUAUCAUAGCGGAACUCUAUAUUGUAACAUAAUGAGCAACCAAUCGAAACCGAUUGGAGGGAAUAAAUCUGAACCGGAUGCCAUGGCAGGCAACUUAAGUGA